AUGGUCCGGCGCAGGGAUCCUGAUCAGAAAGAUUGGCAAGAGGAGGGAGGUUGCUGCGGGUCCCUAGGUGGGUUCGGGUGCCGCAGAUUUCCAGCUUGCCGGUGGCGUGAUCUCAGGUAGAGAGGCUCACUACGGGGUCAGGAUGAGACCAGAAGAGGCGAACCGGGGAAAGGUGUCAAAUCAUUAUAUUUACUCUGAACUAAGGGAAAAGAGUCUGUGUCAGGCUAAGAGCUGCUCUGCGGAGGCCAGAGAGGCAAUCCAGGUUCUUAAUGGAGGAGGGGAGGUGGGGAAGAUGACUUUUUAAAUUGUCCCUGAGACAGGUAAUAUUGGGGAGGGAGGGAGGAGAUAUUGUGAUCGCAGACAGUACACCCUAGUCUCCCAGUCCAUUUCCUAAUACUCAGAUUCUGGUUUCAAACUCCCUCUCUUUGCUCUUCAGUUGCAGGUCCCGAUGUUUGGGUACUCCGGGAGCUGCUCUCCAGCCCCUGCUUCUGAACCCAUGGAUUCUCCAUCUAGCGUUUCUUCCUACUCUCUUUAUUCCUCUUUUUCCACCUCCCCAGUGAACAGUGACUCUGGCUUCCCCUCCGAUAGUGAGAGGGACGACAAGUGGGCCCAUGGCCCCAGGCCAGACACUGUUGGUCAGAGGGGAGGUUCUCGGCCCAGCCCUGGUCCUAUCCGCUGCAGGCAACGACCCAAGGUUUCCAGUAAGCAACCUACAGCAUCUCACUCGGAACAGCGGGGCUUGGCUUCUUCUAUGUCAGGAUCUGGGGUCAAAAGAUCAAGAGGUGGUGAAUUGGAGACCAGUCUAAACAUCCAGGGUUGUACCACAGAAGGAGACCUGCUCUUUGCUCAGAAGUGUAAAGAGCUCCGAGGAUUCAUACCCCCUCUCACAGACCUACUGAAUGGACUGAAGAUGGGUCGAUUUGAGAGAGGAUUGAGCAGUUUCCAGCAGAGCGUGGCAAUGGACAGGAUCCAGCGUAUAGUAGGUGUUUUGCAGAAGCCACAGAUGGGAGAGCGUUAUCUUGGAACCCUGCUACAGGUAGAAGGAAUGUUAAAGACUUGGUUUCCUCAUAUAGCUGCCCAGAAGUCAUCAUUGCAUAGUCAGCUGACCAAGCAUUCUCCAGGCCACCACAGUUAUCCAGCUGCUUCCUCUCCUGCACUUUCUGUGGAAAAGAUGGACCAGACACAGCUAGGACAGCUAAUAUUGAAACCAAAGCAGCCUUGGCACCUCACUGAAUGGCCAGCUAUGAACCUCACUUGGAUCCACACUACUCCAAUUUGCAAUCCCCCUCUCAGUUCCCCAGGUACCAUCUCCUUUAGCCAUGGUCCUUUAGGCACUGGAACCAGCAUCGGUGUCAUCCUUUUCCUCCAGCAUGGAGUACAGCCCUUCACCCACUCAGCCCCAACCUCUCCAGUUCCAUCUACUACUACAGCAUCUCCUGUCAUCCCUGGUGAUCCUAAGAAACUAUCUGGAGAGGGGCCUUGUUGCCACAAUUUGCCAGUAACUCUGCCAUCAGACUGGAGCUGUACCCCAUCCCCUCCUGGUCUACCCACCAUGACCAGAGAGAUGACCAUGGGAGACCUACAACAGAUGAGAAGCCACCCUUCUGUUGCUCCUGAUGUCCAUCCUCUCAAUCCCUAAUGCAGGACUUGAGACUGUAGUUUCUAAUUUGUGUAAAUAUAUGUCUCUCUAUAUACUUUUUAAACUGUUAAUGUGUGAAUUUGUGUUGAGGGAAGAGAAAUCCUUUCUGAUUAAAUAAAUUUUAUACCUAAA
Molecule: messenger RNA, 1771 nt
Organism: Aethalodelphis obliquidens (Pacific white-sided dolphin)
Lineage: Eukaryota; Metazoa; Chordata; Mammalia; Artiodactyla; Delphinidae
Gene: CIART
Product: circadian associated repressor of transcription
Exons: 5
Coding region: 449-1639 (396 amino acids)
Biological process (GO): negative regulation of DNA-templated transcription; circadian regulation of gene expression
Cellular component (GO): nucleus
Molecular function (GO): RNA polymerase II cis-regulatory region sequence-specific DNA binding
Source: RefSeq, a predicted model, not a curated record